Molecule: messenger RNA, 906 nt
Organism: Dreissena polymorpha
Lineage: Eukaryota; Metazoa; Mollusca; Bivalvia; Myida; Dreissenidae
Exons: 5
Coding region: 1-906 (301 amino acids)
Biological process (GO): DNA integration
Molecular function (GO): DNA binding
Source: RefSeq, a predicted model, not a curated record
AUGCAACCGUUCAUUCCAACCGGUAUCUCAUACUUGAUGCCUCAGGAGCGGGCUAUCAGAUUACAUGAUCUUGCAGUUUCACAGGUUACAACAGUUAGCACCAGAGGCACAAGUGAGUCCAGAAUCAGUCCCGCCGGAGUUUUAACUGAUGAUCUGCAGCAAGAGGCUGAUAGAUUGCUAGACAAUUCCCUUGCUGCUAAUACAAAAAAGGCAUACAUCGUUGGGUUAGAGAGAUUCUCUGAGUUUAAAAGACAAUACGGCUUGUCAGAUGCCUGGCCGCCUACAGUUGAACAGGUGGCUCGAUUUGUAGCAUGGCUAUCCCUACAGAAACUAUCCCACAAAACAGCAAAAUCAUACUUAAGCUCUAUAGCUUUUCAUUGCAAGCUGCUUGAUGUUGUUGACCCUACCAAAAAGUUCAUUGUUUCAAAAAUGGUGGAAGGAAUGCAAAAAGAUAAGAAAACACACGAUAAUAGGCUUCCAAUUACCCUCUCGUUACUGCAAGGGAUAGUAAGCGAACUUAAUAUUGUGUGUUCCAGUGUCUACGAAGCAAAACUGUUCACUGCAGCUUUUAUGCUAGCGUUUUUCGGUUUUCUAAGAGUUGGCGAAAUAGCUGUUCCUAAAAAGCAAGAUUACGACCAGAAGGGGCCAACCUCUGCCUUGAACCCAACAACAUCUGGUGGCAAGGGUACAUUUACUGCUUCCGACUCCAAGCAUGCGUCCACCCGCCCUGCAGCCAAAGUUCUUUGGCAGUGGCCACCCGUCAUCUCUGGCCCAGCUGGUUUCGAGGUAGGGGCAUUUGGGCCGCUGGUUUGCCGUGUAGAGUACCAAACGUCGGAUACAGGUCGGUCACGACUCCACUUCCGAUGGGGCAGUUUGUACACCUCGGGUUCAUCGACAGUCGCUUGA